This is a messenger RNA of Phragmites australis (common reed), 1977 nucleotides long. RefSeq lists its product as uncharacterized. The record is from RefSeq and is a predicted model, not a curated record. Gene Ontology annotation, molecular function: protein dimerization activity. The transcript has 3 exons. Bases 1 to 1977 code for a protein of 658 amino acids. Lineage: Eukaryota; Viridiplantae; Streptophyta; Magnoliopsida; Poales; Poaceae.
AUGGCUGGCGCCAGCGGCGGAGGCGGCGCGGAGGCCAGCAGCUUUGGUGGCGCGGGCGCCAGCGACGGGCACAGCGACGGCGGCGCGGGCAUCGGCGGCGGCGGCACGGGUAGGGCAGUGGCGAGCGCGAGCCUGGGCGCAGGUGCUGAGGGCUCUGUCUCCAUUGAGGGGAUUAUGAAGUCAUCUGGGCAGUCUAUUAAGAGAAAGACAAUUGAUUUGAAAACUCUGUGGAGUAAAGCUGCAAAGUCAAAAAAGACAUCAGCUGAAAUCAAUUCAUCUUCUCCUUCCAUUCAAUUGCCUGUGCCUGACAAUGAGAUUGAGAUUGCUGCUAGCACGGAACCUGAUCUCCCAGUUCCAUUGUCCACAAUCAUUGAAAAUGAUGACAAUGACGAUGCAGUUCAUGAAGAGGCUGAAGAGAAUGAAGCGGGUCAAGUGGAUGACAGUAAUGAUGGAAUUUAUGAUGUUGAUUUGCUUCCGCGUGAUCCUGGGAAGAGGAUUCCAAUUGCAGAUUAUGAUAUCAAUGAUCAAGAUAGGGGAAAGCCAGUUGAGAGAUUUCUUGGUGUUGUCAAUGUUGAAGACACUACAUCUUUAACACUAAAAACUGCAAUUGGAAAUUUGCUUAUGGAUCAUCAGUUGAGCUUUUCGAUGGUCCGUGGGCAAGGAUAUGAUGGAGCUAGUAACAUGAAGGGUCACAUUAAUGGUUUGAAGAAACUUAUUAUGGAUGAGUCUCCUUCUGCUUAUUAUAUUCACUGCUUUGCUCAUCAACUUCAAUUAACUCUUGUUGCUGUUGCUAAGGAGAGUGGUGAUUGUCAAUGGUUUUUUCAACAACUUUUAUAUUUAUUAAAUGUUCUUGGGAAUUCUUGUAAGAAGAUAAGAAUGCUUCGAGUGGCUCAAGCCGAGUCUAUCAUUGAAUCAUUGGAAUUGGGUGAACUUGAAACCGAUCAGGGUUUGAAUCAAGAGAUGGGAUUGGGAAGACCAGGUGAUACAAGGUGGGGAUCUCACUAUAAAACUAUAUUGCAUAUUAUUGCUUUGUACCAACCAAUUCGGAAUGUUCUCAUCAAGAUUGGGGAAGACUAUAGUGGGACGGAGGCUAUAUCGGCUCAAACUAUGUUGACAUCAUUUGAGUCAUUUGAGUUUGUUUUCAUGUUGCAUUUGAUGGAAGAAAUAUUUGGGUACACAGAUGACUUAUGCAAUACUUUGCAAAAGAGGGAACAAGAUAUUGUUAAUGCUAUUUCUCUUGUUUAUACCACAAAGGAACAAUUGCAGUUAUUGCGGGAAGAUGAUGGAUGGGAUACUUUCUUUCAAGGUGUCAUUUCUUUUUGUGUGAAGCAUAAGAUCAAAAUUGCUGAUAUGGAUGGUCGCUACAAGCCGGUUGGAAGAUCUGCAAGGUUCUAUGGUAAAGUUACAAAUAAACACCGCUUUCAUGUUGAUAUGUUUUUGGGUGUCAUUGAUAGACAACUUCGAGAGCUUAAUGACCGGUUUGAUGAGGUGAACACAAAAUUACUUAUUUGCAUGGCAUCAUUCAAUCCUAUUGAUUCAUUUGCUGCAUUUGAUAAGGAGAAUUUGGUUAAGCUUGCUCAAUUUUAUCCUAAGGAUUUCACAAAGGAUGAAAUGUUGAAACUUCCCAAUCAACUAAGAAAUUAUAUCGCAGAUGUGCGAAGGGAUGAGAGGUUUAAAGAUGUGAAAAAUCUUGCCGAUCUUUCUAUUAAGCUUGUUGAAACAAAGAAGAGCGGCACUUUCAAAGUUGUUUACAAGCUUAUCAAAUUGGUGCUAAUUCUUCCUGUAGCGACAGCUAGUGUUGAGAGGGUGUUCUCUUCAAUGACUUAUGUGAAGAAUAAGCUAAGGAAUAAAAUGAGGAGUCAAUACAUGAAUGAUUGUUUGGUCACUUUUAUUGAGCGGGACUUCUUUUUGCAAGUUGAGGAUGAUGCCAUCAUAGUUGCAUUUCAAAAGAUGAAGAACCGUAAAGUUGAAUUGUAA